GUUCCAUAACGGUGAGUUCCAUUCUAAGGUACGGGGACGCAGAACGGGAGGUGAGGGACGACUGCCGGGUGUACAGUUACGGUUGUUCAGCGGAGAAGAGAAGCCAAGAGUGGUGCUGCGAAAACACACAAAGUGCCAGGUAAGUAUGAACGGUGCCACGGAAAUCACCAGGAGGCGGGUCCAAAAUGGCAGCCACGGCCCAUCGGCGUCCGACAAGAUGGCAGAGCCUGCGCAGUGGGGGAGAGCCUGGGAGGUGGACUGGUUUUCUCUGCUGAGCGUGGUGGCCCUGCUGUGCUUCGCGCCGUUCAUCGUCUUUUUUUUCGUGAUGGCCUGCGACCAGUACCAGUGUUCGGUCACGCAGCCCCUCUUGGAGCUCUAUGGCGGCGAGACCACCCUCAUGUCCAUCUGGGCCCGCGUACCCUUCGUCACCUGGUCGGCCGCCAAGAUCUACGCCGUGUGGGUCAUUUUCCAGGUGGUGUUGUACACGUGCUUGCCCGACAUGGUGCACAAAGUGCUCCCCGGUUACGUCGGGGGGGUCCAGGACGGCGCCCGAACCCCCGCAGGCUUCGUCAACAAGUACGAGAUCAACGGUCUGCAGUGCUGGCUCAUCACGCACGCCCUGUGGCUGGCCAACGCCCGCUACUUGCGCUGGUUCUCGCCCACCAUCAUCUUUGACAACUGGAUCCCGCUCAUGUGGUGCGCCAACGUGCUGGGUUACGCCGUGGCCACCUUCGCAUUUGUCAAGGCCUACUUAUUCCCCACCAACCCGGAGGACUGUAAGUUCACGGGCAACAUUUUCUACAACUACAUGAUGGGCAUCGAGUUCAACCCGCGCGUGGGCGAGUGGUUCGACUUCAAGCUGUUCUUCAACGGGCGCCCGGGCAUUGUGGCCUGGACGCUCAUCAACCUCUCCUACAUGGCCAAGCAAGAGGAACUCUACGGCCAAGUGAGCAACUCCAUGCUGCUGGUGAACGCCCUGCAGGCCAUCUAUGUGUUGGAUUUCUUUUGGAACGAAGCGUGGUACCUCAAGACCAUCGAUAUCUGCCACGACCACUUUGGCUGGUACCUGGGCUGGGGCGACUGCGUGUGGCUGCCCUACCUCUACACGCUACAGGGUCUGUACCUGGUGUACCAUCCGGUGCACCUGUCCUGGGCUCACGCCACGGCCGUGCUGCUUCUGGGCCUGUCGGGCUACUACAUCUUCCGCGCCACCAACCACCAGAAGGACCUGUUCCGCCGCAGCGAGGGCGCCUGCGCCAUCUGGGGGCGGCCCGCCACCUUCAUCGAGUGCUCGUACCGCUCGGCCGACGGCGGCGCGCACCGCAGCAAGCUGCUGACGUCGGGCUUCUGGGGCGUGGCGCGCCACUUCAACUACACGGGCGACCUGAUGGGCUCGCUGGCGUACUGCGCCGCCUGCGGAUUCGGCCACCUGCUGCCGUACUUCUACAUCGUCUACAUGAGCAUCCUGCUGGUGCACCGAUGCGUGCGGGACGAGCACCGCUGCGGAAGCAAGUACGGCGCCGACUGGAAGCGCUACACGGACGCCGUGCCGCACCGACUCAUCCCGGGAAUCUUCUAGGUUCAAGUGGAGGUGCUCAAAACCAAAGCCACAAAAUAAAAGGGCGAUAAAUAAGUCGUUGAAUUUUCAAAAUGCAGACCGACGGUACUCGUAUGAGGGGUUGCCAAGGGAGAGAACGUUUUCGAUCGGUCAAUGUAUUGACGUGUUGUAUCAUUUGAAAACCUACUCGAGGGUUUCAAAAGGACGGGACAUUUCCAGCAACUUCCAUUUUUUUUUCCAGAUCGUUUUAAAAAGUGAAUACGGUGCCUACGAAAGGACAGUAGGAAGAAGUUUACAUGUCACACCAGACGUUGCCGCUCACAUCAUCAAAUUAUCUCACUGGGGGAAGCCGCAUUAGCAUUAGCAUUAGCAUUAGCACUCUUACUAGCAGUGUGGAAGGGCCUACUUAAUGUUCUCUGGACCAAAAAGUGAAUAUGUAUGUAGAUCCAGUUUGUUGGUUCACACUGCCACUUGGGACAUACCAUUUCCAAACCUGAUUUGGAUUUUUUUUCUUGCAAUUACCCAGUAGGAAAAAAUAUGCCAAUGCCCUGACCUGAUGACCAAUACUGUGGACCAAAUGUCUUGUCAUCUUACCGCAAGUGAUAAUUCAUGACGAUGAUACGCUACAACGUUCCAAGCUGCAGGAGACCCAAACCAGGGUUGCAGUGGGCGUGGUACGCGGGCCUACGCCGUCCGUCUACCCACUUCUCCCGACGCCACAUUCGAUUUCUAUUUCGGUUUUCGCCCUAAUGCGUGUUAUGCUUAAUAACGUUGGCCUGUGAUUAUUUUUGAAUAGUAAAACAUUAAAUUUAACGUUCGUUCAA
Hippocampus zosterae (dwarf seahorse) is the source of this 2382-nucleotide messenger RNA. RefSeq names its product 7-dehydrocholesterol reductase (gene dhcr7). Lineage: Eukaryota; Metazoa; Chordata; Actinopteri; Syngnathiformes; Syngnathidae. Gene Ontology annotation, cellular component: endoplasmic reticulum membrane. Bases 146 to 1579 code for a protein of 477 amino acids. The transcript has 8 exons. The record is from RefSeq and is a predicted model, not a curated record. Gene Ontology annotation, biological process: brassinosteroid biosynthetic process; cholesterol biosynthetic process. Gene Ontology annotation, molecular function: 7-dehydrocholesterol reductase activity.